This is a messenger RNA of Anopheles arabiensis, 7279 nucleotides long. It is a transcript of the gene RhoGAP93B, whose product is annotated as rho GTPase-activating protein 39. The coding region runs from base 867 to 5207 and encodes 1446 amino acids. Gene Ontology annotation, molecular function: GTPase activator activity; protein binding. NCBI's taxonomy places the organism in Eukaryota, Metazoa, Arthropoda, Insecta, Diptera, Culicidae. Gene Ontology annotation, biological process: signal transduction. The record is from RefSeq and is a predicted model, not a curated record. Gene Ontology annotation, cellular component: cytoskeleton; cytoplasm. The transcript has 11 exons.
GUGUUCAAUCGAAAAAUGACAAUUUGUGUAAAACGUAUCAAAUGUGCAAGGAAAAGAUGCUCCAGUUCUGAUCAGCAAAGUGCAAUUUCCUUCGCUUGCAGCCUAGCGCUCUCUGGUACAUGGUGUAGGGUUUCCUAGCUUCCGUGGAGAAAAUCUGCUCCUGGCAAGCAGGAAGCCUGGGUGGGCUAGUGGAAUAGCUGGUGGAAAAAAAGUGUUUGCCUUAUUGGGAGUCUUCUUUACAUUGCUGCUUGUUGGGGCUUGUGUGUGUGUGCGCGCGAGUAAAAAAAGUGCGAGAUAGUGCGCUGUCGACGACGUUGGUAAUCUUUGCUAUUUUCGGCCAUUCUAGUUUGAUGUACGUAAAAGUAUUUGUGUAGCGUGUGUCUGGUGUAAGUGCAAGUGUGUGAGCGUGCGUGCGUGCGUGCAUUAUCCCAUGCUUUGCGUGAUUUCACGCCCUCCUUAUAGUACGCCGGUUGGGGCCAUGUUUCGUAUCGCAAGCGCAACCCUGCUCUAUUCGCAAUUUGUGCCGUGCUGAUGUGAUCUGCGGAGGCUUUGAUAAAAGCGUUUUUUCCUAGUGUUGCUCCUUCGAUUUCAAAUAGUAUUGUGCCUGCUGUACUGCCUAGCGAAAAGAAUGGAACGAGACGAAACGGCGAAUCAAUAGCUGAUAGCUGCGAUGCUGUAGCGGCAGCCAUAGGCAGCUAGUAGAGCGCGCAUAAUCAUCGUGUAUUAAUCUGAUUAUUCUAUUGUGCCACAGCUAAUACGUGAUAACUUAAUGUGCGUACAUAUUCGGUUAAACGCUUAAAGCGCUCAGGAACGUCGCAGCGAGCUACAUUCGAUUACAGAUUGGAUAAAACAAUCGGCAGCACAAAAUGUCAACAUCAUCAGAAAGGGUGGAAUGGGUGGAAAUUAUCGAGCCCCGAACCAAGGAACAUAUGUACGCUAAUUUGACGACAGGCGAGUGCGUGUGGGAUCCUCCUGAGGGUGUAACUAUCAAACGUACGGAUGCAUCGCAGUGGUGGGAACUGUUUGACACAAAUACCUGUCGCUUUUACUACUACAAUGUUGCCUCACAGAAAACCGUUUGGCAUCGGCCACAGAACUGUGAUAUUAUCCCUCUGGCUAAGCUGCAAACCCUGAAGCAAAACACAGAUCCUAGCGAUCGAAAAGAUGCAACACUUCCGCAUCAUCAUCACCACCAUCACCACCAUGGAACGGGCAGCAGUGGAAGCACCGCAGGUGGUAUCGGUGGUCUAGGUUCACUCGGUGGAGCAUCGAAAUUGGGUGGCAGUGGUACGGUGGGAAAAUCUUGUGGACAUCGAACGGCGACAGGCGUCACGGAUUACCGUGACAGAGAUCAUCACCAUCGUAGCUCCAGCUCUGGCCACCGUCGUGGCGGCGGUGGCGGAUUGGAUCAACGCAGUAACAGUGAGCUUCUGGCCAGUCCACAGGGAAGACACAGCCUUCAGCAUAGAUUACCACCGAAAAUCUUAACCUCCCCGUUGGCUGAUGGUAGCAGCCACUCUUCGAUUAGUCGAUUGGAUUCACACAAAUUUUGCAGACACGGUGGCAUGUCUGUGACAUCUUCUGGAUCGGUUCGUGGCAGUCAGCGCUAUCCGGCCAGUUAUCAACAUAGCCAUCUUCACGCAUCGCAGCAACACCACCAACGUUUUCACCACCAUCAUCAUCCCGAUAGCUCACUCAAGUCGCCUGAGGGGGGUAGCCUGUCCGGAAGCUACCGGCGAUUACACGGAGGCGUUGUGGGCAGCGUUCCUGAAGCAACGGGAAGCAGUUUGCUGCGGUAUGGCAGUGGUUCCAGUGGUUAUGCAACGAAUGGCCAUAGCACCGGUGGUACGGGUAGUAGAAAACACAAUCCUGACAGUAGUAGCGGCUAUCGUAUGCUGCAGGAAAGUUCCAGUUCGCACAACAUUCCGCAUUCUGUGGUAGUUCCCUCGCCUUCAUCAUCUACUGCAGCUGUGUCUGCAGUAAGCAGCAGUGAAAAGUUAGCCCUUGGAGCAUUACAUCAUUCGUCAGCACUGCCGCCACCGCACCAAAUGCUGUCGUAUUCGAUCUCAAACUCAUCAGAUCUUGCUGCCGGCAGCCUAUCGUCACCAUCACACUCGUUGAGCACGCCACAGUUCAAAAAGAAGUUCAUGCAUGACGGUGGUGUUGGGGGUUCCUCUUCAAAAUCAACCUCGAAAGAUGGUAACCUUGCUGGGGGCAUGGUAUCCAAGCACGAAAGCUUCGAUUAUGUAGGCAAUCCUAGUGCAUCAUCAAUCUCACUUACAAGAUCGGGUAGUUUCCUGUCAUCUGCGGGAAUUACUAGUGGUGUGGGCGGUGUUCUUGGUACUCCAAUUUCUUCCCGACCGUAUGGUCCUUCCGGCAGCGGAGGAAGUCAUCAUUCUUCCAGUGGAUCUCAUCGGAAAGGUAGCUUUGACGGAAAUGGUGGAAGUGGUAAUGUACCCGGCUCCGGAGCAGGAGGAAAUGUUGGUGGUUCCGGAACAGCAGCGGGUGGUGGAGGAGGGGGAAGCGAUGAUUCAAUGCAUGAAAAAUAUUUCAAAUCUGUUGAAAACACACCGAUCACGCGAAGGCGCCACACCACGUCCUCAAAAUCGCCCUUGCAGCAACAAAAGCAAUCAAGCGAUUCUAGUCCCCAGAGUCCAAUUAGUCCUCAACAGCAGCAACAAGUAAAAGUGCAGCGACCAUCAGCUUUGUCGGUGGAGCUAUCUCCCGGUAGCAGUUACCAAAACAACGGCAGCAACAAAUCUAGUCAUAAAAAUAGUAAUACCAAUAGCAGCAAUACCACAGGUGAUCAUCCUAGCGAACCAUACAGUGUGGAUGGUUUGAAGGGAAAAGCAGAUAAAUAUCAAGAAAAGAUGAAGCAAGAUCGUGCUGGUAAAAUAUCACCAGGUGCGGUGUCUGUGGGUGGUAAACAGUCUCCUUAUCCACCCAACAUUCCGGCAUCCUCGUCCUCUAGUCAUCCUGCGGAUCAAACCAACAGUGGUAGCACUUCCAAGGGCAGUGCGGGCAAGGAUCAUUUUUCGUUGAAUCUGAACCAGUCCAAUCUCGACCGGCACAAUAGACAGCUCGAUCCACAACAAACAUUGGAGAAAAAGUCGUCCGGUUCCACUCAUACCGUUGCUUCGAAUAAUUCAUCAUCGCACAAUGCAAAACAUGGGAAAAAGUCCAAGAAUUACAGCAAUCAUAAUACCGCUGGUGGUACCGGUUUCGAUUUCGAUUACGACAACGGCAACACCUCGCCUUUGUACUGCAACUGGGAUAAGGAAAUGCAGGAACAUUUGCUCCCUUUGCAACAUUACAUCUUAGAACAGGCAAAACUGUCGGGUUCUUAUGGACUUGGAGAUCUGGAUUCGGAUUCGUUUCAUUCCGACAGUCAAUCUGAGCACUCUUUCUCGGGACACGAGCCGGAUAAUGAAGAUUCGGAUCAUUCCGACGGCCACGGUGACUAUUUAGCACAUUAUCCUUAUGAAGAGUAUGGUGCCCGGCACGCCCAGGACGGCGGUGUAUCAUACUAUAACUUUGAGUUUAAUUUUGGCGACCGCGACGAAAAGGAAGACAUAUCCGAAGAAGUGACAGCGAAGUUGGAGAGCAUGCCGGAUCAAAUAUACAGUCCUGUCAAAAAUCAUCCUCCACUGCACAAAUUCCCGCCAGCUGCAUUCCAGGGAGCGAGAUCAGCUCUUGAUUCAUCCGGUUUGGUGCCGGAUGCUGUUGAUCGCGGAGUACCUACGGUUCCGAUGGGAGGUGCAAAUAGUACAUUUGGUUCAAAAACAUCCUAUCUACAACAGAUGGCUGCUGCGGCCGGUCACCACCAGCAGUUACAACUCGGGGGAGCAAUGCAGUCUCCUCAACAACAGCCGCCACAUAAAAUCAAUAAAGCUACGUUGCUACAGCGAUUCCAGGAAAACCUCUCACUGGGGGCAUCUGCUCCGGGAGUAGGUGGUAACGGAAAGAUAGCAGAAAUGGCUUUGCUGAAGGAGUGUGACAUCGAGAAAUUCGCGCAGGAUAAUCUGAACCUCCAUUCUAAGGGCAUUUUCCGGAAAAAGUCUUCCGUGAGAGAUAUGCUCAGUUGGACAUCAAACGCGAUAAGCCGUCCGAUGUUGUCGUUGGCAAGGGAUAAGGCAGGCAAGAAAAUGGCAACGGAUCUUUUCAAGUUGGUUCAAAUAUACAUGGGUGAUCGAAAGGCACGUAUUGGUAUGAGUUUAAAUUCGGUGGCGAUAGACAUCGUUACGAUGGCGAUGGGCCAGGCACAGCUGCGCGACGAACUGUACAUUCAAAUGUGCCGCCAGACCACAGAAAAUCCGAGUAGGGAUUCGUUGAUUCGAGGCUGGGAACUAAUGGCUAUUUGUUUGUCAUUUGUGCCACCGUCCCCUACAUUUCAACCAGCCUUGUUGGGAUACAUAAAUCGGCAUCGGGAUCCGUCUUUUGCAACCAGCUUCCCCGAAGUUGGCAAGUGGCCAAUCCACGUUCAGAUUUCGCACUACGCUACGAUAGCCUGCCGCCGAUUGGAUCGUAUUGGAAGCUCGGGAAGAAAACAAGCUAAACGACCGACAGAAGACGAAAUCAAUCAGGCACGUGAGCAAAUAUUCCGCGACAGCAUGUUCGGCAAUACUCUGAGUGAAGUAAUGGAACUGCAGAAGGAAAGGUUUCCAGAUCGCCAACUGCCCUGGAUACAGACAACACUUUCCGAGCAAGUGUUACUUCUGAACGGGAAGCAAACUGAAGGGAUUUUCAGAGUACCGGCAGAUGUCGACGAAGUUAAUAUGUUAAAAAAUCUUAUCGAUCGUUGGGAAUUUCCAGAAAACAAAGGCACGAUGGAUGCUCACGCUCCUGCGAGUUUGUUGAAAUUAUGGUAUCGAGAACUGUACGAUCCGCUGAUUCCGGAUGAGCUUUACGACGAAUGUGUGCAAACGGAAGACCCUGCUGAAGCAGCUGCUAUCGUAGAAAAGUUACCAAAAAUCAAUCGAUUGGUUCUAACAUAUUUGAUUCACUUCCUACAACAAUUUUCGUUGCCUGACGUUGUUGCUAAUACAAAAAUGGAUUCAUCUAAUCUGGCGAUGGUAUUUGCACCAAAUUUGCUACGCUGUCAAUCACAAGAUCCAAAAGUUAUUCUGGAAAAUGCCCGUAAAGAGAUGACGUUUAUGCGUACCCUGAUACAACAUAUGGACACUUCCAGUGUCACGUAUCUGGUGUGAAGAGUAGACCAACAUGUAUUGAAAUAUCAUGGAAAUAAUUUGUACAAUCCCGUAGAGCAUACCCCAAUUUAAUGAAAACAUAGACAGGAUAGACAGGUAUCUAUUUCAUUUUUGCUGUUGCUAUUUGCUGCAUCAAUUAGAUUUGCUACAUCAGCUAUAACACGGGUUCAAAUACGGCAUUGCCAGUAGGAAUGUUGCUGUAUUUAACAUAGCAAUGUUUUACUGGCAAUGUUUUACUGUUGAGUAGGAAGUUAUGCAAAGAAACAUACAAUCUUGAUACAUACAGUUAUCGAGUUGCGAAUAUAACAGAAUAUUUUGCUGCACAUUUUUGGAUAACCCGACCGUGAAAAACGACGUACCGUUCAUAAACCUUACGACUUACCAAAAUACAGCUUAGUAAAAACAAAAUCGUAACAGCGAUACAAGAAUAAGAAUAAAAGUUAAUGGAACAAAACGAUGUAACCACACAACAAAAAUCAAAUACUUUGCACACACAGCUAAACACCGUAAAAGAAGAGCGGUCAAAAGACGCUUCCGGGGAUUGCUAACUAUUGUAUUAUUUACAGAAACUUUUAAUAAUGCAGUACGAAUAAAAAUACACUUUCACAUUAAGCAUCUUAUAAACCAUCCCACUCAUUCAUUCAUUCUCAAAAUCCAUAAGCAACGUAAUGGUUGCGAAAACUCUUGGGCGAAAACACACAGACACUGGCAAAUAUUGUUAAAAGUAUAAAACAUAUGAGCUAAAAGAGAACCUAAUAGUUAUUCCUUACUGGCAUUUAAAGCAACAGGUGCGCAAUAUGCACAAUUAAAAACACAAAUUACACAAUAAAAGCUACAAAACAACUAUUGGACUGUGCUGGGUAGAGAGUACUGCAGGAUAGCUAAGUGGGUAUACAGAAGUUUUUUUUAAAUUUAAACGGCAAAACAUGGGACAACAAGCACAAUUUAAAUAAACAAAAGAAUUAUAGAUCAGGUAAUAAAUGUAGUCUUACUUCAUAAUUGCUUUCAUCAGUUUGAUUAUCGCAAAAACAAAACACACUUUCAGUUUGCUUCACACAGGUGUUUGUUGAGUCCAUACUCUCCCACCAAAAGAUUUCCAAACUAUUAUCGUUUUCACGAAUACAAAGAUUUCAGAAGAUGUAGCUAGGGUUUCAAUAAACUUCUUCCAUUUUGUCAUAUUUGUUAUGAUUUUUUCAGUAAGGUCUAUAAUAUCGAAUUUGACGUCAAUUGACGAAUUCACAAGCAUCUUCUUAACUGCUAAUGUCUAAUGGAAAGUCUUUACUCAUUUGAUAGUUUUAGGAGCUAGGGAUUGUUUUAUACCAAAAUUAUAUGUAUUUUAAGAACAGGCAGCUAGGUAAUAGUUUUUUUCGCUCUCUUGUUUGUAAUAAAAGAGUUGUGUAGAUAUAUAUUAAGAAUGAGUUUGUUCGAAACCAACGAUAUGUAUGAAUGAUUUAACGUAUAAAUUAAAACUCACUUUGCGCGUGGUUAACGAGGAUCGAUCGGAAAAGAAUGUUAUGUUAGUCCAAUAGACCAGUACAAAAGGGUACGUAGUAGUGACAACAAACUGUUUGCUCUCAUCGUGUUGAUGAGUUUUACCAUCUCUAUGGCCUUCGUGUAACGUACCCUAGAGCGCAAUAACAUGAAACUUUCUAUUUGAUUUGAGAAAAUGAACAAAAUGCGAUCGUAGAAGAUGAACACAUUAUUAACAAGCGUCCAACAACGAGGCAUGCACGAACUCAUAAUCUAUUUAUGCAGAAGCUUUGAAGAAGCAAACACAAAACUCACUUAACAAGUAAUCUAUCAAACAAACAAACAAACAAAACAAACACAAAUGCAGAUGCGAGCAAUGAAACAAAAAGAAGAAAAAUGCGCUGAAGAAUAUUGAGAUAAAAAUAUAUAUUAUAUAUUCUAUAUUGAGAGAAGUUUAAGUAAAGCAAGCAUGCAAAAACCAAUUAAUAAUUUAUUACGAGGAAACUAAAACAUAGACGCUAGUGAACGCCGACGAAAAUGAAGAAAGGACAUUAACCUGACGCAUUAUAAUGCAAAUAAAAAGAGAACAAAACCUACUUAAA